Messenger RNA from Lachnellula hyalina, 1887 nucleotides. It is a transcript of the gene creD, whose product is annotated as putative HECT-type ubiquitin ligase-interacting protein. Gene Ontology annotation, cellular component: cytosol; plasma membrane; cytoplasm. The record is from RefSeq and is a predicted model, not a curated record. Gene Ontology annotation, biological process: ubiquitin-dependent endocytosis. Gene Ontology annotation, molecular function: protein-macromolecule adaptor activity; ubiquitin protein ligase binding. The transcript has 4 exons. The coding region runs from base 1 to 1887 and encodes 628 amino acids. Lineage: Eukaryota; Fungi; Ascomycota; Leotiomycetes; Helotiales; Lachnaceae.
AUGCCCAGUUUCUUCUCUGGUGUGACAGGCAAGAGCAGCGCAACUCUUUUCGAGAUUCGCCUUGACAAUGAAGUUAUAAUCCUUCGGGGAGAAGAGCAUGAGGCCUCAAGUCAAAUUCUCAAGGGCACCGUGGUUUUGUGCCUCCCAGCCGCCUUGAGGAUUGAAGAUGUACAUCUGCGAAUGACUGGAAAUCUAAAGGUCGGAUGGACCGAUAUGCGCAUGACGGCGAGCGGAGUUUCGACCGACCGAGUCAGCAAAAGUACGGAAAUAUUCAGCCACAGAUGGCCAGCAUUUGAUCUUGGCAAUGGGCCCGGAUCCUCUUCGAAACACACAUCAACACUACUAGCCGGAAAUUAUGAAUGGCCAUUCGAACUUGUAAUACCGGGGUCUAUGGCAGAGAGUGUUGAAGGUCUGCACGAAAGUCAUAUUGUAUACAAGCUGAAGGCCACGGUGGCUAGGGGGAAGCUCGCAUACGAUUUGCACGCCUGGAAACCAGUUCGUGUGGUGCGGACUUUGGAUCCAUCUGCUUUGGAAUUGGCACACGCCAUGACGGUCGAAAAUGUCUGGCCAAACAAAAUUGAGUACCAGCUCAUAAUUCCUCAAAAGGCAAUCAUCUUUGGGACAGCGAUCGACGUUGAAAUGAGAUUCACGUCAUUACUCAAAGGGUUAAAAAUUGGCCAGAUCAAGUGCCUUCUUAUUGAAGAACAAGAAUUCAGACUUCCCGGCCUCACAACACAGUCAGAGAGGAGGCAUAAGCACACCAGAGAUAUUGAUAACUGGACGUUCGAAAUGAAUGAUGAAGAACAUUAUCAUGACCUGUUAGAAGACGGACAAGAUGGUUAUGUGUUAAAAGAGCAGAUGCCACUGCCCAAGAAACUCAGCCGCUACAUUCAGGACGUCGAGGUUCACGGCAUUAAAAUACGCCACAAGGUCAAAUUUACGGUUGCUUUGCACAACCCAGACGGGCACAUUUCAGAACUUCGUGCAACACUUCCUGUCACGGUAUUUAUUUCACCGAAUAUGCCCCUAACUUCCGAUGGGGCUCUUGUCGACCAAACUCCGAUGAGCACACAAUCAAUAGAUAUUGUACAACACGCUCCACCACUAUAUGGAGAACACCUUUUGGACCAACUCUAUGCCGAUAUGGAUCAGACCGGCCUAAUGACACCAGCACUUCAAUCCGGAAUGAACACGCCCUUUUAUAACCAGUCACGGUAUGGCUCAUCGGAGAAUCUUUCUUCAAGCCUUGAUGGAGCUGCUCAUCCAGAUGGUGCAGUUCCACCUGCAGCUUUGUCAUCUAGACUUCAGAAUUUGAAUUCUAUGUCGCGUAACAGCAGUUUCGUAGGAAGGUAUCCAGGCAAUAAUUCGGGAGGCAACACCCCACACCAUCACUCUCGUGAUAGCGAAGCAAGCCACACGCCAACCAAUGGGAUCUCUGGGCAUCAAAGUAAUCCAUUAAGUCGUCGAACCAGUCAGGAAGAGGAUCAUCCAGCGGUGGUGUCGAAUAUGGCGAGUGGCCAGCAUACCCCUGAGCAUAUCGACUUUUCCGAUCUCGGAGAUCUGUCCAAGGUGCCCUCGUACGCGACGGCUGUCAAAACGCCAGUGCGAGGUAUGAGUUACAGCGACGCAUUACCAAAUUACAACGCUGCUACUUCAGCUCCUCCAAGUCCGCAACGCACUCUUACGAACCCUUAUUUCGUUGGAGCUGAAUUGAUGAUGACCAGCGGGGCCUCAACUCCCCAUCGAGAAAGGGGAAACCCGAUGGCGAGUCUUGGCUUCACACCUAUCCAUCCGGUGACGCCUUUACAUCUCCCCGCAGCUGCACAUACGGGAGAUACAGAUGAGGAGCGGAGACUACACAUACUUCAACAUAGAGACCGACAUUGA